UAUUGGUGGUGUAACAUAUACUUCACGUCAUGAUCCGUUUAGUUACACURGCCGCACUUGUAGCUGUGGCAUUCGGCCAUGGAAUGAUGCAUGACCCAGCUUCCAGGAACUCGUGCUGGAGGCAUGGUUUCCCAGGCUGCCCAGCACAGUACACCGAUAACGAGUUGAACUGCGGUGGUUUYAGCGUUCAAUGGGGRAAAAAYGGCGGYAAAUGCGGUGUUUGCGGCGAUGCGUAUCAUAAUAAAAGUCCWAGGUACGUCUAUCCAGGAGCAUACGCUAAAGGCAUCAUCACUAAAACCUACAGMAAAGGCCAGGAAAUMGACGUACAAGUUCAGCUCACAACAAACCACCUUGGACGAUUUAAGUUCCGCAUUGGAAAACUCGGAAGCGCUCCAAUGACUGAAGAAAAGUUGACUCACGUUGUAAAAACCUUAGACGGGAAAGACUGGUGGCAAGUACCAGACAGAAAAAGCCGUACWUACAAUUUCAAGCUAAAGUUGCCAGCUGACCUYACGUGUAACCAUUGCGUUAUGCAGUGGUACUACAAGACGGGCAAUAACUGGGGGUGUGACUCUGAGGGGUGUGGUCUUGGUUAUGGACCGCAGGAAACGUUCGUUAAUUGUGCUGAUGUUAAGAUUGUUUAGAUGUGUACUUUAACAUGGCUAUCCACGCUUAAAUGUUUUAAAACAAGACUAUACAUGGACAUAAUGUAGUUUGAAAUAGGGUACCAAGAACGCAUGUUGUUGUCACAGCUUGUUUUUGAGUCACUGUAGAAUCAGAACUCUAGCAUUGUUGUAGAUUCUCGGGGAAGUCAAUAAAACUCUAUAUAGAUUAAAA
This is a messenger RNA of Exaiptasia diaphana, 837 nucleotides long. RefSeq lists its product as uncharacterized. NCBI's taxonomy places the organism in Eukaryota, Metazoa, Cnidaria, Anthozoa, Actiniaria, Aiptasiidae. Bases 30 to 644 code for a protein of 204 amino acids. The transcript has a single exon. The record is from RefSeq and is a predicted model, not a curated record.